AUGCCGAAGAAAAGCAAAGUGAACAAAUUGGCGCGCAUGUCGGACGAGGAGCGCGCCAGGUACCUUCAGCACCGCGCAGAUAUGGAGGAGGAAGCACGACGAAGGAAGCGGGAACUCAUCGCUAGAUUUAUCAAGAAUAAACUUGAGAAAGAAGAAUCGUACAGUAAGAUGAACACAGCAAAAAUCAACCAGGAGUGGCGCUUCGUACUACGUAAAAUUAAAUGCAAGCAGAUGGCUUUAGAUAUACAGAGCAUGAUUGCUAGCUUCAAUUUCCUCGUGGAGAGGAAGGACCGGCUGAUAUCAUCUCUAGUAAGAGCUCUCGACGACUCCGACGAACAAAAUCGUCGUGCCUUCCAAGCUCAUACGGAAAAUUUAAACUAUUUUCUACGCAAGUAUAUUGUUACAAUUUUAUUCGUCUGUAAAAAAAUUACAAUGCUCUGA
Molecule: messenger RNA, 441 nt
Organism: Parnassius apollo (apollo)
Lineage: Eukaryota; Metazoa; Arthropoda; Insecta; Lepidoptera; Papilionidae
Source: the annotation of a GenBank genome assembly